This is a messenger RNA of Neomonachus schauinslandi (Hawaiian monk seal), 2280 nucleotides long. RefSeq names its product histone H2B type 2-E. Gene Ontology annotation, molecular function: protein heterodimerization activity; structural constituent of chromatin; DNA binding. Bases 31 to 411 code for a protein of 126 amino acids. The transcript has a single exon. The record is from RefSeq and is a predicted model, not a curated record. Gene Ontology annotation, cellular component: nucleosome. NCBI's taxonomy places the organism in Eukaryota, Metazoa, Chordata, Mammalia, Carnivora, Phocidae.
UUUCUUUGCUAACCAGUGAGGUGUUCUACAAUGCCUGAACCGGCAAAGUCAGCUCCCGCGCCCAAGAAGGGCUCGAAAAAGGCUGUCACCAAAGCCCAGAAGAAGGACGGCAAGAAGCGCAAGCGCAGCCGCAAGGAGAGCUACUCCAUCUACGUGUACAAGGUGCUCAAGCAGGUGCACCCCGACACCGGCAUCUCGUCCAAGGCCAUGGGCAUCAUGAACUCCUUCGUCAACGACAUCUUCGAGCGCAUCGCCGGCGAGGCCUCCCGCCUGGCGCAUUACAACAAGCGCUCGACCAUCACGUCCCGGGAGAUCCAGACGGCCGUGCGCCUGCUGCUGCCCGGCGAGCUGGCCAAGCACGCUGUGUCCGAGGGCACCAAGGCGGUCACCAAGUACACCAGCUCCAAGUGAGUCCCUGCCGGGACACGGCGCUCGCAUGAGUCGCCGGCCGCUUGACUCCAAAGGCUCUUUUCAGAGCCACCCACCUAAUCACCAGAAAAGAGCUUUGUUCACUUAUUCUCCCCUCACUUGAUCUCACAAAGUAAGUUACUCUACUUGUGAAAGAUCAUGGAAGAUGGCACACGUAGCUUUUUAAGCCUUUCGUACUUGAGAUUUCUGGCGCGUGACUGGCUCUGCUUUUUAAUCUAGGGCGCGUCUUGACUCCUUAACUGUGCUGCUUAGUUUUCCUACAAGUCCUUUCCGAAUUAGGUUAUUGAAAAUCCGCUUCUCCCCUUCCGUCCCCAGACUAUUGUGUCCUGGUGACGUUGUUGGGUGUAUGUUUCAUCGGUGUUCUAAAACGAAAUGAGUGAUUUCGGUCAUCCUCACUUAAGAAAGGACCCCGGGACAACUAAACCCGGGUCCCAGGAACAUUGCGUCAGAGCCCUGAAGAAUUCUCCCGAGCGUUUGGCGAGCGUUUGGCAGCUGCCGGGGUGCCCAGUCACCACUUCUGCCCUGCGGUGUGGCCUCCUGUGGAUACCAGCGGUCUGGGCACUGAGGGCGGGGCCUGCGCUGCCGGGUCCUAGCCUUUCCCUGAUUGGACGACAUGAAUAUUCAAAAUCACGCGCCCGCUCGGGAAUUCGUAGGUUCUGGUUUCCGCCGCUCCCUUUGGGGCUUUCAAAUCCCUAUUAUUUCUCGGUUUGUGGAUCGUUUUUGCAUUUAAUUCUCUCUUCUUGGAACGCCCCGGCCUUGGGUCACUGCAAGGCGCUGAUCAUUUAGGGCUGGGCUCAAAAGUCACCUCUCCGAGACCUUCCCAAGUCCCACUCAGGAAUUUGCGUCUCUCGUUCCUGCCUAUCACCUGGUCUCAUUGUUUUCUCUUCCUCCUAGCAGCUGUCAGAAGUUGGUUCGUUUAUUUUCGUAUUUAUGGUCUGCCUCCUCAAGCCCUUAACAGACUUUGCUGGUCUGAUUUUCUGCUAAAUACAGUCAGCGCCAGUCUGCCUGGCACAUAGUGGACACUUCAAUACUUAACUGAAUUAAAAUUGGUCGAAUUAAUUUUCCCACGCUAUCCCUUUCUUAAUCGCUUCCUGGAUGGAUGCGUGCCGUUCAUUUCCAUUAGUUACACGUGAAGACAUGAAAACGGAAAUGUUUUUGGAGCUCUUUGGCCAAGUCAGUCUGGGGUCACUUCAGGGUAGUAGCUCUGAGGAGGCCCGGGUUAAGAUUCUUUUUGUGCACCAAAAAGGAGGUGGUGGUGGUGGUUGGUUUUCCCUUUAUGCUUCUUGUAGUGUAACCUCUUUUGGAUUUUCUUUAAAUUCAGAGCAUUGGUCACUGGAAAGAUCCUCUUCCCAUCUCCUUUUCUGACACCCACCAUCUCCAUCCUGAUCCUCUGUUCCCCAUGGAGAUGAGCUUUUAAUUUACACUCACCUUCUCGCUUAUCAGGAGGCCUUGAAAAGAUAGACCCUGUAAGACAGGCAAGGUUAAAUAACCCCCUUUACAACCCAGAGGUUGAGAAAAGCAAAGGGAUUGGUUCACUGGUCAUGCAGCUAACAUUGUCCACCUUUGUAUCCUCAAAUGCGCAGACAAUUGCAUUUUAGUUUUAUUUUAUGUAAUUACAAAAUGUUCACUCUUUCUGUCUAAGCCUUGAUUUUGCUGAUGAAGACACUGAUGGGUUUGAUCAGUUGUUCAAUUCUGCUUUUGGCUAAGGGGUCCUGGAGUUGAUCCUAAGGGUUUCAUGAAUCCAAAUGGACUCCAGACAUUAUUAUAAACUGAAUUAAUCUUAUGUUUCCUACAUGUGUUUUCAAAUGUGUGUAGAUGCUAUUGUUAUUAAUAAAAUUACCCGUUAAUUUA